AAUAACUGCCGUACCGACUGUGACCAAUCAAAAUACAGACGGAACAAACUGCCUGUAAACGAAUCAUCCGCGGUACCAAUGGCACCAGGAGAGAUGAACUGCCUAGCGCCGCUCGCCAUGGUCACGACUAUUCUCUACUUGCUCGUACAGCCAUCGAGCGCUAGUUCCCCAGAAUGCCGUUGGCCUGAUAAAAAAGGAGAGUUUAUUGACAAUGAAAUACUCAAAGUCUUUGAUAACCUGCAGCCAAAGGAACAGCAUCAGGAUGAUUGUCUUUUUGAAAUUCCCGAUAGUGACUUUAUCCACAACAGGUCUCGGGGGGAAGCGGCAGCCAUAGUAUUCGCAGUCUACAAUGAAACCCUGAGCUUUUAUAAGAAGAAGGGGCCUAGGAAGCUGCUGAAGCUUCUGCUACGGAGACUAAAGCAGCUGGGUCGGUGUGUUACAGGCACUGCGCAAUAUAAGGCUGUUACAGACGCCAUUUGUAAGGAAUACAGAGAACUAAGGCAGAAAGCCCGGGAGUGGGGUAACACUACGUGUGCCCGGAGUAUCUUUUGGGCUUUGGGGAAUAAAUUACAGCAGGCCGUUCAGCUCUCUUCUCUUAUGAGGAAAAUGUAUCUCAUGAGUAAAACCUCUUAGCGUUCCUAUGUCUAUUAAUUAAUAAAUAAAUCAAAUGAAACUCUCA
Messenger RNA from Xenopus tropicalis (tropical clawed frog), 679 nucleotides. RefSeq lists its product as uncharacterized. NCBI's taxonomy places the organism in Eukaryota, Metazoa, Chordata, Amphibia, Anura, Pipidae. The transcript has a single exon. The coding region runs from base 79 to 633 and encodes 184 amino acids. The record is from RefSeq and is a predicted model, not a curated record.